Schistocerca nitens (vagrant locust) is the source of this 1062-nucleotide messenger RNA. Its product is annotated as craniofacial development protein 2-like. Bases 1 to 1062 code for a protein of 353 amino acids. Gene Ontology annotation, biological process: chromatin remodeling. The record is from RefSeq and is a predicted model, not a curated record. NCBI's taxonomy places the organism in Eukaryota, Metazoa, Arthropoda, Insecta, Orthoptera, Acrididae. Gene Ontology annotation, cellular component: nucleus. The transcript has a single exon.
AUGAAAAUUAGUCAAUAUAUAUUGGGAUUAAGCGAAACAAAGUGGAAGGGAAAAGGUGAGAAGAAUUUGAGAGGAGGAGGAAAACUGUACUUGAGUGGGAAUAACAGGUCUGGUAGAAAUGGUGUGGCAGUGAUGGUGAAUAAGAAUGUGCAAAGCUGUAUUGAAAAUGUGAGAUAUAUAUCAGACAGGAUCAUAAUCUUAAAACUGAGAUUCCAAAAAGAAACACUAAAAGUAAUCCAGAUUUAUGCACCUCAAGUGGGAUGUAGUGAAGAAGAGAAGAUGGACUUUGAAAAUGUGUUAGAAAACCAUAUAGAGAGUGCUAAUAUAGUGAUGGGAGAUUUUAAUGCACAGGUAAGCAAAGACAGAAAGGGAUUUGAGCAAGUAUUGGGAUGUUUUGGAUAUGGAGGCAGAAAUGAAGAAGGGGAAAGACUCCUGGAUUUGUGCCAGAGGAAUGGAAUGAAAAUAGCAAACAGCUGGUUUAUGAAGAGAGAAAGUCAUGUUAUCACUAGAUACAGUUGGGAUGGAAGAACGAAGAGUGUAAUUGAUUAUAUUCUAAUAGAUAGGGAAUGGGGAGAGAAAGUAACAAAUGUGAAGGUAAUUCCAAGUGUGAGUGCAGAUGGAGACUAUAGAGUACUGGUGGGACAAUGGAAAAUGAAUCAGUGUGUGAAAAAUAGAAAACAGAAGAAAGUGAUGAGGAUACGGGAUUGUAAAUUGAAGGAGAGUGAAUGUGCUGAGAAGUACAGAGAAUUAAUAACACAAAAAUUUCCAAAAGAAAUUUUCUGCUAUGUAGAAAAAGAAUGGAGUUUAUUCAAAGACACUUUAGUCAAAGCAGCACAAAAAGUAUGUGGCAGAACAUCUGGAAAGGAAAAAAUAAGACAGACAAGUUGGUGGGAUGAUACCACAAUCCAAGCAGUUAGAAGAAAAAUUCGAGCAUGGAGAAAAUGGUGGAAAACUAAAAAUGACAAAGACCAUAAAAGAUAUAUAGAGGAAAAGAAGAAGUGCAAAGAAAUAGUGGAAACAGCAAAGAAAAAGGCAUGGGAAGAGUUUACAAAAAAAACUUGA